Molecule: messenger RNA, 1674 nt
Organism: Lactuca sativa (garden lettuce)
Lineage: Eukaryota; Viridiplantae; Streptophyta; Magnoliopsida; Asterales; Asteraceae
Source: RefSeq, a predicted model, not a curated record
AUGGAGACAGUAGAUGAAUUCGAUACCAUUGAGGUGGAAUUGGAUGAGUUUUUCAAACACAAACAAGGAAGUCGAUGCAAAGAUGAGUUCCUAAAUACUGUCACAGACGAAGCGCUUGACGAAUGCACCAUACCUGAGAUAAACCUAAAUGAUUCGGAAGGAAUGUCGGAAGAUGAAGCACCACAGGAGAAGCAGAGUGAUAGUGAAGGUGACGAUGAAGACAAAUUGCAAUUUCAAUAUUCAACCCAUGAUUCGAAGGUGAAAUGGAACAAUAUGAAGCCAGUUCUUGGAGAGAGGUAUGAAUCACCACACCAACUAAAGCUUUGUUUGAAAAACUACUCUAUAAGUAGGGGUUAUCCAAUUAGGUUCAAGAAAUGUGAUAGUGUAAGGCUCGUGGCUGUAUGUGCAAGUGACCUUGAGAAAUUUCAAUGUCCCUUUGUUGUAAGGGCAUCAAGGAUGAGCACUAAAAGAUCAUUCCAAAUCAAAAAAAUGGUUGAGCAACAUACCUGUGUUAGGAAUUUCCGUAGUGUUAAUCUUAUGGAUCCCACAUGGAUAGCUAGGCAGUUUCUGAAGGAGAUGAUUAGGAAACCAAAUCUGAAAUUUAAGGAAAUGCAAGCUAUUAUUCAAAUCAGGUUCCAUUGCAAGGUUUCAUGGUCAAAAUGUUAUAGAGCAAAGUGUAGGGCAAUUUCUUUAAUAGAUGGAAAGUUGAGUGAUCACUAUGUAAAAGUUUGGGAUUAUGGACAUGAACUGAUGAGGUCUAAUCCAGGGAGUACAAUUCAAAUAUUUGUCACUGUAAACCCUGAUAACACUAUUACUUUCCAUAGAGUGUAUACAUGUUUUAAGGCUAUCAAAGAAGGAUGGAAAGUUGGUUGUCGAAGAGUUAUAGGGCUUGAUGGGAGUUUUUUGAAAGGACAAUGUAAAGGUGAGCUGCUAACUGCCAUAGGGAGGGAUGCAAAUAACCAUGUGUAUCCCAUUGCUUGGGCAGUAGUUGAAAAUGAGAACAAGCCCAACUGGCAAUGGUUCUUAGAACUAUUACAUGAUGACCUGGAAUUACAAGGAGGCUUGGAUUUGUGUGUUAUUUCUGAUCAACACAAGUUGUAUGCAAAUUUCAGAAAGGUCUUCAGUGGUAUAGAGUUCAAGAAUAUGUUUUGGACAGUUGCCAAGUCAACUGUUGAAGGAGACUUCAAAUUGAAUAUGGAGAAGAUCAGAGAAGUCAAUCCUGCUGCUUAUGAUCAUUUGAUGCAAGAAGCACGUAAAUGGGUGAAUAAUGUGUGUCCAGGACCUAUUAAGAAAAUAGAUGAGUUUUCUUUUGAUAUCAAGAGUUGGUAUGUUCAUCCUAGUGGUUUGAAUGCUUUUGAAGUGAGAAAUGGCGUCCACUCAUAUGGAGUGAACUUAGAGGGGAUGUACUACUUGGGAGAGGUGGUGGAAGAGGUGGUAGAAGAGGUGGAAGAGGUGGUGGAAGAUGGUCUACCAGUGUUGAAAGAACCUGGGAUUGAGACUCAAUUUGUCACCCAAACAACACCUAAUGUUGAAAGUCAAUUUGUCAUCCAAACAGCACCUACUGUUGACAGUGAACAUGUACCAGAAACACAGGAAGCAGAUGUUAAGAUUAAUGAUGAAGGUGAUGGUCUUGAUAUUGCCAUAAACCAUGGAACUCCACAUAUUGGGACCUAG